This is a messenger RNA of Entamoeba dispar SAW760, 456 nucleotides long. RefSeq lists its product as uncharacterized. The coding region runs from base 1 to 456 and encodes 151 amino acids. Gene Ontology annotation, molecular function: carbohydrate binding. The record is from RefSeq and is a predicted model, not a curated record. The transcript has a single exon. NCBI's taxonomy places the organism in Eukaryota, Evosea, Mastigamoebida, Endamoebidae.
AUGAAUACCGCCAUUACCAUUUCAUUCAGCAUUCAUUAUAAAACUAAUUUUGGUGAAGAAUUAUUUCUUAAUCUUGAUGAUUCAACUUGUAGAAAAUUAACUUGGAUGCCAGGUCAUAUUUGGAUGGGAACUGUUACAGUAGUUAGACCAAGAAGUAUUCGUUGGUGGUAUUCAGUAGUAAAAGAUGAUUCAGUUAUACGUAUCGAAGAUAUGACAUACCCACGUACAUAUAGGUUAGAUAAAUUACAUAAAUAUUUUCAUGUUUUUGAUAGGUGGGAAAAUCCUAUCUCUAGUGUAUCUCCAUUAACAUUGUUAGAAAAACCAACUCCAUUAAUUAGUGAUGAUCAACUUAAUCGAAUUCGUUCAAAAAUUUCUGUUAAACCAAAAAAAUCUCCUUAUAUCACAUCAUUCUUAGUACGUAUCCCAAGUUCAAUACGAAGUUGUGCUGAUUGUUAA